Messenger RNA from Dreissena polymorpha, 4322 nucleotides. Its product is annotated as ras-related protein Rab-40B-like. Gene Ontology annotation, cellular component: plasma membrane; synaptic vesicle; endosome. The record is from RefSeq and is a predicted model, not a curated record. Bases 297 to 1133 code for a protein of 278 amino acids. The transcript has 6 exons. NCBI's taxonomy places the organism in Eukaryota, Metazoa, Mollusca, Bivalvia, Myida, Dreissenidae. Gene Ontology annotation, biological process: protein localization to plasma membrane; intracellular signal transduction. Gene Ontology annotation, molecular function: GTPase activity; GTP binding.
GUAUAUAAUAAUGCGAAUGUCAGAAAUGGAAGUUGUUGACAAGCAAAAUAAAUCACUACAUGAAUAUUUAUAGAGUGAUUAUGUCAUGUAAUUGUUUUCUUCAACAAUACCAGGUUAUUUCAAACAUGACUUGAUCUUGCUGUAAGUCCAUUAAAGAUUAAAGAUAAAGUCGUUAUGAGAAUUUCGAAGGUGCGUUUGUUUAUUUGUGCCAGUUCAGUGGGAACGUGAGACUGUGAGUAGACUUUUGUCUGAGAUUUCUCCGGAGCGCGGUAUAAUUAGGUGUCGCGUAGGGACUCAUGUCCUUACCCACUGAGCCACGGUCCCCGGGGCCGGGCUCUCCAAAGCCGUAUGACUGUCUGCUCAAGUUCCUCCUGGUGGGCGAUAGUGACGUUGGCAAGGAGGAGCUGCUAAGUGGAAUGGACAAUGGUUCCACAGAAUCUCCGUACACUGCAUCGAGUUCUGGCAUCGAGUAUAAAACCACAACGAUACUGCUGGAUGGGAGACGAGUGAAGUUAAUGCUGUGGGUGACGUCAGGCCAGGGACGGUUCAGUACAAUCUUCAGGUCUUAUUCCCGGGGAGCACAGGGUAUUCUUCUAGUCUAUGACAUAACAAACAAGUGGUCAUUUGAUAACAUCCAUCGUUGGAUAAAAGAAAUCGAUGAGCACGCCCCUGGUGUCCCCAAGAUUCUCGUGGGCAACCGUCUCCACCUUGCCUACAAGCGUCAGGUGAGCGAAGGAGAGGCAGAGGCGUAUGCUGUCAAGAAUGAGAUGGCAUUCUUCGAGGUCAGCCCCCUGUGUGACUUCAAUGUCACAGAAUCCUUCGCGGAGCUUUCCCGGGUAGCCAUCAAGCGGAACGGGAUGACACGCUCCUGGGGGGGACAUAAAGUCCUAAGUCUUCAGGAGCUAGCCUGCCGGACAAUCGUUUCCUGUACGACAAUUUAUGGCAUAGAUCAGCUACCCCUGCCAUCAACUCUGAAAAACCAUCUCAAGUCUUACGCUCUCACAAACAAAACUCGUGCUCGGAUGCUCAGUUUCAUUCACAGAGACACGAAAGACAAGCACAAGAAGUCAAAGUAUCUCAACCCGACGGAUUCUCCACCGUCAAAUUGUCGGAAAACGUGUGUCAUCAGCUAGCAGUGAUCAAACUGUGAGGUUGUGUGCUUGUUAUGGGAAGCUACGUCAAAGGAAUUCAGGAGCUUUGAUUUCGGAUUUCUGUUGAUCAUUUAAUCAUUCUGGUUAAACAUUGCCAAGUAUCAAAUCUAAUGGUGUUUUUUAUAUCAGAAUUAAGACAAAUUAGUUACAGUGACAUUUUAAAGCAAGAAGCAUGAGCCAUAUCCCCAUUAAGUCUUGAUGGUAAAAAGUCCUUUAUUAGAUAUUUUCCACAAUGUAGUUUUUAAUGAAAUUUUCUUUCAAUAAUGUUUGUAGAAAUAGUUAUAGAUUUUGUUAUUCUGAAAAUGUUGAAGGCUAAAAUAGUAAGAUUUGAGUUCACCUUACAAGUUUAUCUUUUAAAUAUAUUAAUUUAAGUACUCCAAAACAAUGCGUUGAAAUUUCUUUGCUGUAUUUUUUCAUUUGUGCAAAUAGCAAAUACACAAUUGUGGAGCAUUCCAAGUCAAGCCAAUCUCGCAAAGAGUUGCAUGGACUGGAUACUAUUGGUGCAUUAGGAAGUGCAGAUAUAUUAUGUUAGUACGAUGUUCAUGUGUGCUAUGUCUGUUCAGAGUCCUGCCAUUUUUGUAUUGAAUUUCAUUUUGAUAAGUUCCAUUAUUUUCAUCGCUGACAUCUUUGUUAUUGUGAAAAAAGCUGUAUAUUUGUUUUGUCUUAAUUAAUAAUGUUAUUAAAAUAGUGUUGUUUUUUUACAUUAAACAGAAUUAAGGAAAUCUUCAAUUUCAGUGUGGUUUUAUAAACUUUAGCCAUUUUUUAAUGAUCAGAUUUUUCAUAUGGUCCAGGGAAUUAUUAAAUUUUUAUUGGUAUAUUGAGAUUGAUUUAAAGAUUAUUUUGUAAACUGCCGCAUGCCAGGUUGUUGCUUAAACAUAAUGAUUAAUACCUCACCUCCUACAAAAAUGACCUAAUCCGAUUAGCUUAAAGCGGUCAUAUGCCCAUAGAGUAUUUUCCAUCCACCCCGAGUUAUCGAGUAGUCUGUUGAGAUAUAAUUGUUACACAUUUAGUAACUGAAUGUGUAUGGGAUAUACACCCUCAGUACUUUCAUACCAUACGAGAGCUUACACACCCAGUUCUUUCAUACCAUACGAGAGCUUCGCUGAGGGUGUAUAUCCCAUACACCAUCAGUUACUAACAGUGUAAUAAUAUUACAUAAAAUGUUUGUUGUAAGAUUAUUGUUUAAUGAUCUUUCAGUAGUGCUAUAGCUUUAACGCUACAACUAGUGAACAACACUGUAGUGAUAUAUAAAAGACAUUGUACAGUACAGAUUGAAAUAUCAAACAGUCAUUAAAUGUAUUCCUGCUAAAUCAUAAAAUGUACAGUUUUUCCUAUUUUUUGCUAUCAUCUCUGGUAGUAUGGAGGGAUAGUAAAAUCUUGCUGCACUGUGGGAAAACGGGCCUUAUGUAUGUGCGAAAUGUGUCAUUCUAGAUAAGCCUGUGGGAUCUACCCAGGCUAAUAAGGGACGACACUUAACGCUGAUGCAUUAAGCCCAGUUUUCCCAAGAGCGUUACUCAUAUGAACAAAGUGUUUGGACCUUGAAACAUUUAUUAGUCCACCAGUCAAAGUAUUUGUAUUUUUAUUUGUUAAAGUAUUUCUAAAAUGUUUUUAGUUUAGUUGUUCAUAUCAUUUAUCAUCUGUCUCAACAUGUAAAUAUAUAUUAUUUACUAUUAUAUGUGUAUGUUUUAUUAUGUUGAUAGCAUAAAUAUCUCAUUUUGUGAGGGCUUUGGUAUGCAUAAAGUAAGACCUUUUUUUUUAGAAAGAAAUGACUAGUCUAACUCAAGCUGUUUUGAUAUCGGUGCUUUUUGAAAGUUUGAUUUUUUCAUUCUUUAUUGGCAGUUAUAUAACAACAGUUACUCUUUCUUUUUUCGGAUGCCAGUAAUAUGAUCGGUCAAAAGAAAGUCUGGAUAGAUACAAACACUAUGUUUUCAUGUAUAGUGUUAUUAGCUCAUCUAUUUUUUGAAAAAAAAUUAUGAGCUAUUGUCAUCACCUUGGCGUCGGCGUCGGCGUUGGCGUUGGCGUUGGCGUUGGCGUUGGCGUUGGCGUCGGCGUCCGGUUAAGUUUUGCGUUUAGGUCCACUUUUCUCAGAAAGUAUCAAUGCUAUUGCAUUCAAACUUGGUACACUUACUUACUAUCAUGAGGGGACUGGGCAGGCAAAGUUAGAUAACUCUGGCGUGCAUUUUGACAGAAUUAUGUGCCCUUUUUAUACUUAAAAAAUUGAAAAUUUUGGUUAAGUUUUGCGUUUAGUUCCACUUUUCUCAGUAAGUAUCAAUGCUAUUGCAUUCAAACUUGGUACACUUACUUACUAUCAUGAGGGGACUGGGCAGGCAAAUUUAGAUAACUCUGGCAUGCAUUUUGACAGAAUUAUGUGCCCUUUUUAUACUUAGAAAAUUGACAAUUUUGGUUAAGUUUUGUGUUUAGGUCCAUUUUAUUCCUUAAGCAUUAAGCUAUUGCUUUCAUACUUGCAACACUUACUAACUAUCAUAAGGGGACUGUGCAGGCAAAGUAAUGUAACUCUGACUGGCAUUUUGACAGAAUUAUGUGCCCUUUUUAUACUUAGAAAAUUGAAAAUUUGAUUAAGUUUUGUGUUUAGGUCCACUUUAUUCCUACAGUAUCAAAGCUAUUGCUUUCAUACUUGCAAGAUUUAUGAACUAUCAUAAGGGGGACCGUGCAGGCAAAGUUAUGUAACUCUGACUGGCAUUUGAACGGAAUUAUGGGCCCUUUAUACUUAGAAAAUUGAAAAUUUGGUUAAGAUUUAUGUUUUGGUCCACUUUACCCCUAAAGUAUCAUAGAUAUUGCUUUCAUACUUGGAACACUCACAAACUAUCAUAAGGGUACAGUAAAAGGACAAGUUGCAUAACUCUGGUUGUCAUUGUUACGGAAUUAUGGCCCUUUUUUGACUUAGUAACUUUUAAUAUAUGGUUAAAUUUUGUGUUUCGAUCCACUUUACUUCUUAAGUAUCAAGGCUAUUGCUUUCAAACUUCAAAUACUUACAUGCUAUCAUGAGGUUACUGUACCUGGCAACUUUAAUUUUACUUUGACCUUUGAAUGACCUUGACUCUCAAGGUCAAAUUAUUAAAUUUUGCUAAAAUUGCCAUAACUUCUUUAUUUAUGAUUAGAUUUGAUUGAUACUUUGAUGAAACUACUCUUACCUGACAUACCACAAUAGAC